Aspergillus campestris IBT 28561 is the source of this 507-nucleotide messenger RNA. Its product is annotated as DNA-directed RNA polymerase II core subunit RPB11. Gene Ontology annotation, molecular function: DNA binding; protein dimerization activity. The transcript has 4 exons. Gene Ontology annotation, cellular component: RNA polymerase II, core complex. NCBI's taxonomy places the organism in Eukaryota, Fungi, Ascomycota, Eurotiomycetes, Eurotiales, Aspergillaceae. Bases 1 to 507 code for a protein of 168 amino acids. Gene Ontology annotation, biological process: transcription by RNA polymerase II. The record is from RefSeq and is a predicted model, not a curated record.
AUGAAUUCUGGCAAAGAGUCUGGCAAAGACUUUGGCAAAGAUUUCAUCAUGCCCACCGAUAUGGCCUAUGCUCGUACUGGUGGUUCCCGCAGAGGAUGCCAGACUACAGUCAAUGUCUCUCAUGAUCAGCAGCCUAGAUACGAGUCUUUUGUGCUCGGCAAUGGCGAGAACAAGGUUGAUAUGGAAGUUGAUACCCGUAUUCCCAACACUUCUAUCUUCACCUUCAACAAGGAAGACCACACUCUUGGCAACAUGAUCCGCUCUCGUCUUCUCCAGAGCUCUCAUGUUCUAUUCGCUGCUUACAAGGUUCCUCACCCUCUGGUUCCCAAGUUCAUCCUUCGCGUCCAGACCGACGGCGAAAUCACCCCCAAGGAUGCUGUCAUCGCUGCCUGCCAUGAGCUUGUCAGAGAUCUGGGAAUUCUCUCCCGCGAAUUCACCAAAGAGUAUGAGUUGCGCAAGAUGGUGGGCGCCAACCAGCAGCAGGGUGGCAAUGCCGACGGAGUCUAG